This is a messenger RNA of Orcinus orca (killer whale), 9573 nucleotides long. It is a transcript of the gene ANKRD31, whose product is annotated as ankyrin repeat domain 31. Bases 208 to 5889 code for a protein of 1893 amino acids. Gene Ontology annotation, molecular function: protein binding. The transcript has 25 exons. The record is from RefSeq and is a predicted model, not a curated record. NCBI's taxonomy places the organism in Eukaryota, Metazoa, Chordata, Mammalia, Artiodactyla, Delphinidae.
GACGAGCGGCGCGCGGCUGCCCCUGCCGGCGGCGUGGGGUCAGGCCUCCGCGCUGGCCCGCCUUCCCCACGACGCCCUCCGACCCCGCGGUGUGUGCUCGCGUGGCCCACCGGGCUCCCGCCACCAGUUUUGUUCUGAAUUUACAAUUUCUCCUGGCCCUGAGAACAAAUUAAAAUUUCUUUUAUUUUUUUUUUAUUUUUUGGGGGAAUGGAGGAGUUAGAGAAAGAGGAUAAAAAAGACUUGGAGUGUGAGGCGGAGAUGGAGGAAGGUGCCCAGGCCCCAGACUGGGACAGUGAUGAAACGGUGAUCGAGGCAUCGGUGACGGAGAGCGACCAGGAAGAAGAGUUGCCCUGGAGAAGGUUGAUUUUUAAGGAAGACACAUCUCUUAGAUCUGAGUUCAGUCUCCAUCCUGGUAUAAGUAGAACAUGCAAAGGCACUCCAGAGAUUCAACUUGAAUUCAAACUCAGAGAGGAUCCACAAGAGCAACUGAAUAAAAAUCAGAUGAUGCCUAUUAGUGAGGAUGCAGUCUUACAGCAACCUCAAGAUGAAAUGGAACAAAAUGAAGCUCCGUUACAGAUUAGAAAAAGUUGUCCAGCGUUCACUGUGUCAUUUCCCCAGGCUGAACUUUCACUGAACCACCAGAGUAUUCAAGGACCUGAGGCUGAAGAUCCUAAAGUGUUAACACACCCAGAAAAGGAACUAAGUAGAGACAGAGACUCUCCUGAAAUAAGCCUUCUCUCAAGUACUACUAUUAAAGAACUUGGUACAUUUGCUGUAAAGGAGAACUUGUUAAUAGAGCCAGAGAAGGAGCCUAGCAAGGACAUCACAUUGACCAUGACUUCUGAAGAAACCAAAGAUGAAGAAAGCUCUCUUGAAACUUUUGUGUCUACCUUAGAAAAGUUACUGACAUCACCAGAAAUCACCCAGGAGGAAAGACCGAUUAGAAUAAUGAGUGAUUUUCAAUGUAGAGAGUUGAUGAACCCAUUGAGCAAUUCUUCGAGUUCCAUAUCAAUACCUUUGACAUGUCACAAAGAUUUACUAGAAAACUCAAAGGAUGAUGCAUUGCCAGCUGAGUCGUUAGCAGCCUUAAACACAUUGUCAGAAGCCAAGGUGGAACCCAUCUGUCACAGAAAAGAGGGAGAUACCAGUCUCAGUGCUGGAAAUGAAUGUUUAGGAGUGGAGCCCAGUAUGUCUCAGACUGAUGAAGAUUGUACACAAAUAGCAGAGGUGAAUUUUGAGACUCUUUGUUCUACUCAACCAGUUGAACAAGAUUCCAAGUUAGGUGAGCUACAGGACAAGCAUCUUUCAGUGCAGCAAAGUCUAGAAGACCCAAAUCCAUUUGGAUUGCAAACUUUGGUUCAUCAAAAUGUCACCUCUUGUGAUCCACUAAAUAAUAAGGGAAAUUCAAAGCCGGUGGAAAAUAGCUCUGACCAGGACACUCCAUGUGUGUUAAGGAGAUCAUCCAGACUGAAAGUAGGCAGAGAUGCAAAGCCCACAGAUGACAUAUAUAAGAUGCCAGAAAAGAUUUUACCCAAAAUACUUGGCUGUGAGGAUCAAACAAAUAAUAACUCUUCAACUGAGAAUUUCAGAAUGCAGAAUCCUGCUUUAAGGAUUGAAGGUAAAGGGAAGACUGUGCAUUCAUCCAGACUCAAGAGUGGAGAACAGAUCAGGAAAAACAGAAAAGUUGCAGGGAAAAAUGAAAAAAUGAAGAUGAAUAAAGUAUCUCGUUGUAACAUUAACCGUAGAAACAUCUUUGGAGAGAACUUACUGUAUAAAGCUGCUCUGAACAACGACGCUAAUCUUGUUCAUCAUUAUAUGAAGAAAGGUGGAGAUGUUAAUCAGCCAAGUUAUGCUGGUUGGACAGCACUUCAUGAAGCUAGUGUAGGAGGAUUUUAUCAGACAGCAUGUGAACUAUUAAAGGGUGGAGCAGAUGUAAAUAUCAGAGGAAUGUACCAGAUCACUCCCCUACAUGAUGCUGUGAUGAAUGGACAUUAUAAGGUGGCACAGUUACUUCUUUUGAAUGGAGCAGAUCCUUUAUUUAGAAAUGACAGUGGAAAGUGUGCUUUGGAUGAAGCCAAAGACUCAUGUAUGAAGCGUCUCCUUGAGAGAUAUGUUCCUAAACAUCAAAAGCAUCUUAUAUCAGCGCAGACAAAUAGCACUGACCCUUCAGACUUAGAGGAUGAACACCACCACAAGAAACCAAAAUUCAGUUCUAAAAAUCACAGUGGGUUUGUUUGUGAUGAAAAUUCCAAGAGACAGAAGCCAGAACAUGUAAAAGUCAAUAAAGGAAGCAAAGAGGGUUUAUUUAUAAAUAAAGAAGAUGUAUAUGAACAUUACCAAAAAGAUUCCCAAAACACUAAAUUUGGUAAAUCCAAGUAUAAACGAUCAGCUCUUAACCAAAUAUACUCGACAGGACUCAGAAAGGACAAUCUCCAUGGUGUUGAGGAUCCCAGCACAAAUGUGUCUGAAGAUAAAGGAAGAAGAAAUACACGACAUAAAAGAACUCAAGUCGAUGAUGCAAUCCAAGAAAGCAAUCCAAGAAAGACAAUAGCUGUCUCUUCUUCCAGAAAAAUAAACAGAUUGGUUACUUGUCAACAACAUACUCUCCAAACCCUUGAUGACCUUCCAGAAAAGUCAUGUAAACCUUUUAGCCCAUCUCUGUCAGGCCUGAAAAAUGGUUUAAGUAAUGAUGUUGAGACUUGUUCAUUUCCCAAAGAGACACAUACCCAAAGCCUGGAUUUAUCAGAUAGACAAGAAAUAAAAUUUUUGGAAUUAGAAUCCACUGACCAAGCUGAAGCCGUUUCUUUCUCAGGACUUUCUUUACAUAAAAAAACCGAGUUACCACUUGUUGCUACAGAUCAGCAGCCUCAUACUCACCAAGAACAGCAGCACAUUAGCCCUUAUAAAUCUCAUGAAAACAGUAACUCAGGUCAAAAAGAUGAGAGCCCUAAUAAGUGGGAAAACUCUUCCCCAUCCUUUAUAAAGGAAAAUUUUAAUAAUGAUGAUGAUGGUGAUUCCUGUGCUCCUGAGGAGACUGUAACAUUUAAAAAGGUGAUAAGUUCUUCAGGUUGCAAAAACCAUGAUAAUUAUAAAGAGAAUAAAACAAAUAGAGAAGAAAUGGAUUUUCAACAAUUUUUACCUUCUCAAGACCAUUUUUCACAGGAAAAUGAGUUAAUAAAAGCAGGCAGCCUAACCAUAUUUCCACAACAGGAAGCUGUUAAUUUUUCUAAUUCAGAUAAUAUAAUAGUUUCUGAACAUGUUUCAGAUUAUGAACAAUGUACAUGUGGAACUUCUUUUGAUCACUCACAUGGCAGUCCUGAACAUACUUCCCUUGCUUGUACAAGAACACUCUCAACACAUGAAGUUUCAAAGUUGACUAGUCACGUGGAACUAUUCGAGAGGCCUCAGGAUUGUAGCCCCAGAAUACCAACUCCUUUAAUGAAUCAAACGGAUACACAUAUUGUGGAAAAGGUGAAUAAGGAAGGAGACACUAAAAGGAAUUACACUGACAAAGGCCAAAAACCAAGUUCUUCAAAUAGGCCUUUAUCCAGAGUUGUUCAUUCUCAAGUAAUGGAAACAACUAAAGUUGAAAAAAGGAGACAAGAGAUCAAAACUAUACAUAGUAUAGGCUUUCAGUCCACUGACAAUACCAGUAAAGAAUUGACUGUCUCACAGCUUAGUCAAAGAGAAGAGAAGGAAAUUUCUCACAAACCAGGUAGUGAGGAAUUAACUAAUAAUGUCAAUGGAGAUGAAAACACUAUAAGAAAUUGUGAGGAGAAGAAAGAAAAAACAGAUUCAGAAAUUCAAAUGCCUACUAACAUCCAGGAACACAAAAAAGUUCAGAAUUUCAGAAAAAGGCAAAAUUUCUUGAAAGCUACCUGCAGCCAAGAAAUGAAAACAGCUGGGAUCAAUAAGAGGCAUGCCAGAGGAGAAAGCCGGCUUCAUUUGGCUGCCAGAAGAGGAAACUUGUCUCUGGUGAAAGCUCUGAUAGAAUCUGGAGCAGAUGUGAAUCUAAAAGAUAACGCAGGUUGGACACCACUUCAUGAGGCAGCUAGUACGGGAUGUAAUGAUAUAAUUGUAGAGUUGUUAAAAGCUAGUGCUAAUGUUAAUUGUGAAAAUGUAGAUGGAAUUCUGCCCUUACAUGGUGCUGUUGCAAACAACCAUUUAAAGGCAGCUGAGAUUCUGCUACAACAUGGAGCAAACCCUAAUCAAAAGGAUCAAAAGCAGAAGACUGCUUUGGAUGAAGCAGAUGAUAAAAACAUGAAAGAGCUGCUAAAAUCUUAUGGUGCUAUUGAGACUGACAAUAGAGAUGAGAGUAAUGCUGUAGUCACUGUAAAAAUUCCUGCUAUCCAGGCAAAAAGACAUAAACAGUGUUUUUGUGAUGACUGCAAAACUGUUGAUACACGUUCUAUUUCACACCAAGAAAAAACAAAAGAAAACCUCGCCAUGCAUCAGACCAUCAGUGCCAUUCUACAAGAUUUAGAAGAAAAACAAGAAAAUUUGUUAGCGUUUGAAAUAAGAACCCCUGAAGAUGCAGAACAAUACACUGAUAAGAUGUUAGAGAUAAAGGAGGUUAUGGACAACGUGCUUACCAAACAGAAGGCAGAAAGGGAUGAUUUAGCUAAAAAAUACAGGGUGUCCAUAGAGUCAUUUAAGCAUGGAGUCCUGAGAGACCAACUAGCUAACUUGGCCACAAGGCAGAAGAGCCUUUUACUUGUAGCAAAAAAACAGAAAAAAAUAAGCCAGAAAAUUCAGAACUAUAAGAAUGUUACAUCUUUGUCUGGUCUUAGUUUCAAGAAGCUGCCAUUGAGCUCAGAAAUCUCUAAUGAAAAGGACAGCCAAGAGUUUACUAGUCUGGAAAAUUCAGUACAGCCCCAGUCAUGUUCAGUUUCUCCUGUCAGCCUUGUUUGUGGAAGCAUGCAGGAAACACAGUUGUCUUUGGAAAUCUGGCAUGACAACCAAAAUACCAACACUUGUCUAAAUUCAAAGACAGUGAGAAGGGAAGAAUUUUCUGGAAAUGAACUGAAUUCUAAACAAAGUGUCAGUGACUGUACCUUAGAUAGAUUAUCAAAAUCCAGACUUUCAGAUGGCACUAAGAAGAUUAAAUUACAAUCGCAACCUAUUUCUUUUAUUGCUCAAGCAGAAUAUUCACAAAAAGAAAAUGAUCUUACAGAUACUACAGCCAAAGGGCAUGAGUCUUUUAGUCCUUCAGCAGUAAAUGGCACAUUAAAGAUUUCAGAAACCGCAAGUGUAUUUGCCCACAAUGAUGCCAAUCCAUCAACUAUUAUUUGUGAUCAGGCUCUUUCCAAUUGUGAUCCAAAAAAAGGAAACAGGAAAACAGCUUCGCAGCAACCACAUAUGGGGACAUCAGAAUCCCUGGUACAUCAAGGGAUUGAUGUCUUUGGCAGUAAUACGGGGCAUCAGGUGAAAGCUUAUCUUAGAAAAUCAGCUCUUGCUGUUCCACAUGCAAAUGAUAGUCAGAGCUCCUCCUCCUCUGGGUCUGGCCGUCAACAUACUGUAAAAAAUCCUUCAAAAUACAGCACAACUCCUAAAAAGAAAUGUAUGCAGAUAAAGGAUCUGAUAUUGCUAGGAAGAAUUAAUCCGGGAAAUAAUAUUCUGGAAUUCAAAACACAGGAGACUACCCAUAAAGCCAGUGUUUUAUUGAAUGGCAAAAUUAAGGUAGAAAAUGGUCAGAUUUAUCAAAACCCAGUCAUCUGGCUCAAGGAUCUUCUAGGAGCUGAUAGUUACGUGACCUGGAAUUAUGCUUGGAGUAAGGUAACAUACCAGGGGAAGGAACUUUUAAAGUAUAUUUCUGAGGAAUUACCCUUGCCUCCAGACCCAAACUUGGUACCUCAGCAACAUCAACCUUGUCUUCCAGCUCCAUGGUAGCAGCCUCUCCUCUCAUCAUCCCAGAACUACAUGCUUCCAGAUUCAAGUCCAGAGGGCAAGAAUUUGGAUGUGACUCUUUCCCAGAAGGCGAAACAAAGAUCUCAUUGCAUGUAACUUCACUCCGAAUGGGUUGUGUUCUUACCCUGAAUCAAUGCCUGUUCACUGAUUGGCCUAGAUCUAAACAAAUCAGGAGAUGAAUGUUGGAAGGAAGAGAUAGUGAAUUAUAUCCCCUGAACUGAACAAGAACUUUCAGACCAAAAAACUAAGCAGGCAACUCCGUAAAGGGUAAUUGUGAAGUUUAUUGUGGGUAACUUACAUACGGGUAGGAAGGAUCAGGCAGAGAUGAUCCAGAAGCAUUCCUAGCCGACUCUGCCUCUGAAAAGGGUAAGGAGGAUUUAAAGGGACCAAAGCUAAAAACAGAAUCUGACCACUUGGGAGAAGUGUGGUUGGUCCACACUGACAGGAACCCCUGUUUUUCCUCCCUGCCCUUCCCUGAGGGGUCUCAUGACUGUUAACUACCUGCAUCAGCAAAAGGCAUUCUUCCAGUUUUCAUAUCAGUUGAAGACAAGGGUAAGCUGAUAGAGAACUGUUAACUAUCUGCGUCAGCAAAGGCAUUCUUCCAGUUUUCAUAUCAGAUGAAGACAAAGGUAAAAGCUGGCUUGGGCGCAUUCCUUGUGAGUAGGCUAAAGUACAGUCAUGCAGAAAGGGAAGGGAUAGGACUGCAGACCUAAGAUGGAGCUGACAAAAUGGAGUCAGUGUGGUUCAGCCACACAGUUCAGAACAAUUCCACCAGAAGCACAUGGACCAAGUGUGGGGAAAGGGAUUGUCCUCCAGAGGCAAAUUAGGGUGGGAUCACCAUUAGAAGGAUAAAUGGGUACUUUAUCAGGAGCGCCAGAUAUCCAUGCAGAUGUGUAACCGUGUAAACAUUUGUACUGCUUAGAAUUAUGAACAAAGCACUUGGACUAUACAUACGUCUAUCUGAAACUGUCUGGCUGAGGUCACACAGAUAGCAUGUUGGUGCUAACCUUGGAAUAAGAUUCAACUAUUUGAAUGACGUAUAGCUCAUAUAGCCAGUCUCCAAGAAAGGAAUCUCUGAGACUGUCAGGGAGCUUAAAGAAGCCAGUUUUAGUAUCAUUGGCUCUUAAACUGGCAGAGCUAAAAGGGACCCUGCUGAUCAUCAACUCUCUCACCUCUCAGAGGCGAUGGAAAUCUAGAUAAGCCAUAUAACUUGCUUGAGAUCACAACCAAGUUUGUGUGACCUAGAAAAUUGAUCAUCCAUCUUCCAGCCUAACACUCUUUUUAGUAAUAACUACCUGCUAUAAUAAUAGCAGCUACUAUUUAUUGAGUGGUUGCUCUGUAUUAGGCAGUCGACAGGCAUUUCACAUGCAGUAUCUCAUUUAAUCUUUACAACUGUUUUAUUCUCAAUUUAUUGGAAAUUGAGGCACAGAGGGGCUUUGUAUAACUACCUUCAGAAGCUUCAGUUAUCCAUUUUUUGCCUUGGUGUUUUAGACUGCAAACAGGCUUCUUUCUUCCAAGAUAGGUCAGUGCUGAUUUACAGCUUUAUCUUGGGUAUAGAAAAUGGAGUGAGUGAAGAAUGACCUGGUCAGAAAACCUGUUAUAUGUGCUCAUAGACUUGACUAGGGUCUAGGGUUCGUAAUAAGUAAAUUUAAAUCUUAUUUUUUACCUUUUUAAAAAUUUAUUUUUUUAACAUCUUUAUUAGAGUAUAAUUGCUCUACGAUGGGAUGUUUGUUUCUACUUUAUAACAAAGUGAAUCAGCCAUACAUAUAUCCCCAUAUCUCCUCCCUCCUCCGUCUCGCUCCCACCCUCCCUAUCCCAUCCCUCUAGGUGGUCGCAAAGCACCAAGCUGAUCUCCCUGUGCUAUGUGGCUGUUUCCCACUAGCUAUCUGUUUUACAUUUGGUAGUGUAUAUAAGUCCAUGCUAAUCUCUCACUUCUUCCCAGCUCACCCUUCCCCCUCCCCGUGUCCUCAAGUCCAUUCUCUACAUCUGCGUCUUUAUUCCUGUCCUGCCUCUAGGUUCUUCAUAACCUUUUUUUUUUUAGAUUCCAUAUAUAUAUGUUAACAUACAGUAUUUGUUUUUCUCGUUCUGACUUACUUUGUGUGACAGUCUCUAGGUCCAUCCACCUCACUACAAAUAACUCAAUUUCAUUUCUUUUUAUGGCUGAGUAAUAUUCCAUUAUAUGUAUAUGUGCCACAUCUUCUUUAUCCAUUCAUCUGUCCGUGGACACUUAGGUUGCUUCCAUGUCCUGGCUAUUGUAAAUAGAGCUGCAAUGAACAUUGUGGUACAUGACUCUUUUUGAAUUAUGGUUUUCUCAGGGUAUAUGCCCAGUAGUGGGAUUGCUGGGUUGUAUAGUAGUUCUAUCUUUAGUUUUUUAAGGAACCUCCAUACUGUUCUCCAUAAUGACUGUAUCAAUUUACAUUCCCACCAACAGUGUAAGAGGGUUCCCUUUUCUCCACACCCUCUCCAGCAUUUAUUGUUUGUAGAGUUUUUGAUGGCCAUUCUGACCAGUGUGAGGUGAUACCUCAUUGUAAUUUUGAUUUGCAUUUCUCUAAUGAUUAGUGAUGUUGAGCAUCCUUUCAUGUGUUUGUUGGCAAUCUGUAUAUCUUCUUUGGAGAAAUAUCUAUUUAGGUCUUCUGCCCAUUUUUGUAUUGGGUUGUUUGUUGAUAUUGAGCUGCAUGAGCUGCUUGUAAAUAUUGGAGAUUAAUCUUUUGUCAGUUCCUUCGUUUGCAAAUAUUUUCUCCCGUUCUGAUGGUUGCCUUUUCAUCUUUUUUAUGGUUUCCUUUGCUGUGCAAAAGCUUUUAAGUUUCAUUAGGUCCCAUUUGUUUAUUUCUGUUUUUAUUUCCAUUUCUCUAGGAGGUGGGUCAAAAAGGAUCUUGCUGUGAUUUAUGUCAUAGAGUGUUCUGCCUGUGUUUUCCUCUAAGUUUGAUAGUGUCUGGCCUUACAUUUAGGUCUUUAAUCCAUUUUGAGUUUAUUUUUGUGUAUGGUGUUAGGGAGUGUUCUAAUUUCAUUCUUUUACAUGUAGCUCUCCAGUUUUCCCAGCACCACUUACUGAAGAGGCUGUCUUUUCUCCACUGUAUAUUCUUGCCUCCUUUAUCAAAAAUAAGGUGACCAUACGUGCAUGGGUUUGUCUCUGGGUUUUCUAUCCUGUUCCAUUGCUCUAUAUUUCUGUUUUUUUGCCAGUACCAUACUGUCUUGAUUACUGUAACUGUGUAGUAUAGUCUGAAGUCGGGGAGCCUGAUUCCUCCAGCUCCAUUUUUCUUUCUCAAGAUUGCUUUGGCUGUUCGGGGUCUUUUGUGUUUCCAUACAAAUUGUGAAAUUUUUUGUUCUAAUUCUGUGAAAAAUGCCAUUGGUAGUUUGAUAGGGAUUGCAUUGAAUCUGUAGAUUGCUUUGGGUAGUAUAGUCAUUUUCACAGUGUUGAUUCUUCCAAUCCAAGAACAUGGUAUAUCUCUCCAUCUGUUUGUAUCAUCUUUAAAUCUUAUUUUUUAAAAGACAGUUUUUAAUUUGUUGACUCUUCUUCAAACAGGAACUUCCAAAGGGUCAAUGAAAAGCAUCCCACAUUAUCUUCAAAUAAAUGAAAUACUGUUAAUCAGCGAUCAGGAAUUUCUCCCAUGCCAUAUAAUGGAUGAGCAUUGGAAGUUCUAUGUGGAAUGUGAGGAGCUAACAUUC